GACAGACACUUCACUCACAUCAGCAGCAGCAGCAGAAACAAGCCUAGUGCUCAAACCAAAUCAACUCAAAAGAAGCAAUGGUGGUAUACACGCCAACGCCGGCCGACCUGGAGGCGGCAGUGGGCCUGAAGGAGGAAGAGAAGAAGACGGUGGUGGUAGUGGAGAAGCGCUCGCACACCGCCUGGAUGUGGAAGGUGUCUGCAGGCCUCCUGGUGGCUGCUCUGUGCUUAGGCUUGGUGCUGCUCUUCGCAUGGUACUGGCACGGACGAGCAGAGAGCACGACACCUUCGGCAGGCCCGACGCAGGCGCUGGUGGCCGACGAUGACAACUCAGACCCUCACAACACACUGAAGAGGAUCAGCAGCAAAGCCAAGGCGGCCAUUCAUCUCGAAGGUAUUCACGAGGAAGGAGACAGUGAGAAGGCGCAGCUGCAAUGGCGUAACGGCCAGGGUCAGGCUUUCGCGCAGGGCGGCCUGACCCUACUGAAUAACGAGAUCGUGGUGCCGCAGACCGGCCUCUACUUCGUCUACAGCCAGGCGUCCUUCCGCGUGUCUUGCAGCGACAAUAGCGGCGAGGAGGGCCUGGAGCCCGGGGCGGCGUCUUCAGGGAAGCGCCUGGUGCCCCUCAGCCACCGCGUGUGGCGCUACUCCGACUCGGUGGGCCGCAAGGCCUCGCUGAUGAGCGCCGUGCGCUCGGCGUGCCAGCACAGCAUUUCGGCCGAGGAGGAGCAGCGCACAAAGCAGGGCUGGUACAACGCCUUGUACCUGGGGGCCGUCUUCCAGCUCAACAAGGAUGACCGGCUGUGGACCGAGACCAACCAGCUGUCAGAGCUGGAAACGGACGGCGGCAAAACCUUCUUCGGCGUCUUUGCUCUCUGAUGGCGCUGUGAGACUAGCCGGUUUAAAGCCGUGUUUGAAAUCACUCCCUAGCCACGUUACCGUACACUUCGAUAUCGUGAAUUUGCCGUAUUUUCGUCUAUAGUGCCCUCAACGUAUCCCACAAUGCAUCUUGGAAAGUAGCGAGCAACUGAUGGUCACUGUGAAAUAUUCCCCCAUGAUGCAUUGGGCCCUUACAGAAAAGUGAUUUUCUGUUCGGGUGAACUUCACAGUCCACUAUUUAAAAUUCUUUAAAUAGUGUUUAGGGAGCAUUCGAUUAAUCGUUUCCGCCCUAGAAUUAACUACAUAAUCGGCUAUAUAAAAAUCCUCAGGUAGUGUUCGGGAGUGUUCAAUUGAUCAUCUCUUCCCCAACGUCAACUUCAUAGUCCAUUAUAUGAAAGUCUCUAAAAUAGUGAUUUGGGAGUAUUCGAUUAAUCGGCUCAUCCCUCGAGUUAACUACGUAGUCCAUUAUGUCAGGGAGUAUUCAAAUAAUUUUUUCAGCCCGAGAGCCACCAACACAGUCUGCUAUAUAACCAUGCCUAGGUAGUGAUUAGGGACCAUUCCAUUCAUUGUUUCCUCCCUAGAGUCCACUACAUAAAAAUCGCUAAAUAGCGAUUAGGGAGUAGUCGAUUAAUCGUCUCAGGCCUGAAGUCGAGUGCAGAGUCCACCACAUUUUAUAAAUGACGGCGAUGAUGAUUAGGGAGUAUUUGAUUCAUGGUUUCGGCCCUCGAGUCCGCUACAUAGAAAUCUCUACAUUGAGUCACUGCGAUCAGAAUCGCUCAGUCAUUCCCUGUUCAUACUCACUUUGUAAGGAUUUUUCGAGGAACUAUCUAGGGUCCACUAUCUAAAAAUCCCGAAUACUAAUUAGGAAGCAAGGAAUGAGUGAAUGAUAUCAAACAUAGUCUCCGACUUUAUUCAUCGUACAACGGUGAUUGAGAACUGCUUCUAUCUCAAUGGAGAUGACCUCGAGCACACACUCUUAUAUGAACUGUAACAGUUUUGUUUUUUAAACUUCAUUUCCUCUAUUUAUUUCUAUUUAUUGUCUAUUUAAGCCGCCUGGGAGCAUGGUGUUAUUUAUGCAAAGUCACGUUUGCAAUGUGAACCUGUACGUCUUGUCUGGUACGAAUAAAAAAAAUGCACUCAAAUCA
Messenger RNA from Hippocampus zosterae (dwarf seahorse), 2023 nucleotides. RefSeq names its product tumor necrosis factor b (TNF superfamily, member 2) (gene tnfb). The record is from RefSeq and is a predicted model, not a curated record. Gene Ontology annotation, cellular component: membrane. The transcript is spliced from 3 exons. Gene Ontology annotation, biological process: immune response. NCBI's taxonomy places the organism in Eukaryota, Metazoa, Chordata, Actinopteri, Syngnathiformes, Syngnathidae. The coding region runs from base 78 to 878 and encodes 266 amino acids. Gene Ontology annotation, molecular function: tumor necrosis factor receptor binding.